AUGGAUUAUCCCAAAAUGGAUUAUUUUCUGGACGUUGAGUCUGCUCAUAGACUCUUGGAUGUGGAGUCAGCACAAAGAUUCUUCUACAGUCAAGGAGCUCAAGCUCGCCGGGCGACCCUGCUCCUGCCUCCCACAUUAAUGGCGGCUUCUUCGGAGGAUGACAUAGACCGGCGGCCCAUCAGAAGAGUCCGCUCCAAGAGCGACACGCCAUAUCUCGCAGAGGCCAGGAUCUCCUUUAACCUGGGGGCAGGAAGAAAAGAAAGUGUCAGUGGUAACAAUGACCCCAAGAAUCACCAGCAGGGUGGGGAUGCCGUGCGGCUAUGGGCGGAGGGGAUGGCAGGACUUCCUGGGUGA
Alexandromys fortis (reed vole) is the source of this 354-nucleotide messenger RNA. RefSeq names its product phosphatase and actin regulator 1-like. The record is from RefSeq and is a predicted model, not a curated record. Bases 1 to 354 code for a protein of 117 amino acids. Lineage: Eukaryota; Metazoa; Chordata; Mammalia; Rodentia; Cricetidae. The transcript has 3 exons.